AAAUUGUAAAUUACACCAAUUUAAGUCAAUUUGUUCGUAAAACUGAUUAUAUUUGCGGUUAUCAACCAUCAACAUCGUUACCAUCUUUAUAUAAAAUUGUAAUCGAUCAAUUCUAGCUAUUUACAGUCCAAGAGAGUCACAAAAUGGUAUUGCUUUUAGUUAUAAUUUGUACAAUUUCAAUUGCAAUUUCAAAUGGAUCAAUCAUUAAUAAUCGGAAUCAAUUGUUGAAAGGAGACUUUACAGAUAAGGUGAACAAUCAGCCAGUUUGUUUGCCAAAUCAAUUUCACUGUUUUAAUGGUCCCUGUAUAAAUCAAGAGUACAGAUGUAAUGGUCUAAUUGAGUGUCCACAAGGAGAUGAUGAACAGUCCUGUCCACCAUUACCAUCGCCAAAGGAGGACAGUUGUGCCUAUCAGUGUCAAGAAAGCAAACGAUGUAUUCCUAGGUCACUACUCUGUGAUGGAAAGAUUCAAUGCCUGUUAGCUGAUGAUGAGUUUCAUUGUAAUUUUGCUAUUGGUGUUACUGGUCAACAAUCUGGUAAAAGUUCAUCUGUAUCACAAUUGAAUGGAGCUGAUCCGCCGUUUAAUCAAGCAAUUGCUAUGAGUGACACAGAAAAUCAAAGCAAUGUCCACAGUAUCAACAGUUUUGAUCCGCCUAAGGAUGGUUCUGAUUAUGUUUUUGUUAAUUUUGGCCCAAUUAUCAAUGGAGAUAAAAAUGUCAACGGCGAUGGGAACAAAAUUAAUAGUGGAAACGGUAACGGCAAUGGCAAUGGUAACGGCAACGGGAGAAACAAUAGCGAUGGCAAUCGUAGUUACAACAAUAAUACAAUUAUUUAACUGGUUAAUAAUAAAUCUACAUUUGAUGAUAACAUUUUAUGCAAUUAAGAUACCAAUUACAAAAUAAAACAAGUAAAAAGUAAAGGCAAUAAAUAGUAAAUAAUAAAUAAAUAAAUCUGUAAAUGAAAAUAA
Molecule: messenger RNA, 965 nt
Organism: Tetranychus urticae (two-spotted spider mite)
Lineage: Eukaryota; Metazoa; Arthropoda; Arachnida; Trombidiformes; Tetranychidae
Biological process (GO): receptor-mediated endocytosis
Cellular component (GO): apical plasma membrane; plasma membrane; signaling receptor complex
Molecular function (GO): protein binding; hormone binding
Source: RefSeq, a predicted model, not a curated record